GGAAAAAGAGAAGCAAGGAAAGUUACUACACUCCCUCGCCCUCCCACCCACUCAACACACAGUAGAAUGGCGAAUCUCUCCAGCCUGGUGCACGAGCUCCGAGAACGCAUUGCGGCAUCAUCAUCUACUCCUCCCAACAACCAAAACGACGAGGCUUUGGAGUCCCGAUUCCGCGCCGUCCUUCCCAAUCUCCUCCACGCCUACGUUGUCCCUUCCUCAUCUCCGCGCGAGCGAGAGGUGAUUGCAAUACUCAAGUUAUUAUCACAGACUGCAAAGAAUUUUCCUGGAGUUUUCUAUCAUGGAAAGGCGAGUGCUGUUCUGCCUGUUAUCGGUCGUAUUUUGCCCUUCUUUGCUGAACCCGCAUUUCGCUCUCGACAAGGCACUAUUUUAGAGACUGUUGGAUCUCUGCUGUCCCUACUCCGCACAGGUGAUCAAGAUGCCUACCGCGAAUUUUUCGUGGAUGUUAUGUUGUUAUUUGAAGAUCUUGUUUAUGUUGCCUCAUUCUAUGACGAGAGAAGAUCAAUGGAGCCAAAGAGACUGUGGUUGAAGUCUUUCUGUGAAUCUUUUGCAAGAAUUAGCAAUGGCCCUGCCCUUCUUGGUGACCUUCCAAUAUGCAACAGGCCUGCUAGCGGAGAGGGAAUUUUAAUUGAUCUUACAGAAACAGAUAGGUUUCUGGCUUUUGCCGCAUCAGCAAUCAAGCUUCUGAGUAAAUGCUUAACUGAAGGUACUUUGUAUGUUGAAGGGCUUUUGGAUGCAUCAUGUGUUUUGGCUGUUUGCAAUCUUUUGUGCUAUGGAGAUGAUAAUCUGCACAUGGCAUGUUUUGACUUUGCACGCCUCGUUGGAGCAGGGAAAAACUUUGAGAUUCUUCCAAUUGAAAAACUAAUACGGUCAGUAACAAUCAUACUAAGCGAGGAUGUUGAGGGAGUUUCAGUAUACAGGAGUGCAGUUUAUGAUUCUUCUCUGGGAGGAUGUCUCCAGUCAUUGCUUUCUGUUUGUCCUGAUAAUGUCGUUAGGUUGACGGCAACUGACAUAAUGCACAUCUUUCCUAAAUCGAUGCUGAAGACGAGGAGCUUUGACCUCAAGGCUGGUCUGUGCAGUGCCUAUGUUCGAAUUGCAAAAACUUGCCCUCCUUACUCCUGGAGGCCAGAAUGUCUCAUUUGUAUGCUUCUUUCAUCAGAGUCCGAUUUUCAUUUAAUAGACUGCUUCAAAGUUGCUGUUUCAAGGCUUGGUCCUAAUUUUGUUGGGAGGAUAAUGACUCCUGAUAAUCACACUGGUUUCUCGGAGUCGAGAGAAGAUAGUGAGCACGAAUGCUCAAAAGUUGGUAAUGAGCAUGAGGGCUCAAAAGUUGGAAGAAAAAGACCCAUUCAGGAUAUAGAAACUUUGGGAAUGAAGCGCCAAAAGAUGGAUAAUUUUUCUAGCACUACAUACCAGGAUGUAUGCAAUUUUAUUUAUAGUUUUACUGGAGUGCAGGAAAAAGAAUAUGCUGAUUUUAUGUGUACCUCGUUAAAUCUACUACUUGAAUUUCUAAAACCUCCUGGUGAUAAUUCUGAUUCAUUAAGGGAAGAAGUUGCCCUGACAGCUAUAAGCACACUCUGUAUUGUUUUUUCUGAACUCCCACAUUCUGACCUUUCCCUUUGCAUUUUCCGGCGAAUGUGCAAGUGGAUUUCUUGGAUGUUUGAGCAGGCAAAGCAAGGUCUUCGAUUUCCUCUUGAUGUUUCCAUCUUCCUAGAAGCAGUUGACAGCCUACUACUUUUUCAAGGAUCCCUACCUAAAGAGAAUAGGCUCAUGAUCUUCGAAACUACUAGUGACAUUGGAGCUCUCUUACGUCCAGUGCUUAAGGUUCCAUGGAUCUGUGGUGCUUCAAUUAUAGAAUCCCAUCCUCCCUGGAAAGCAAAGUAUCUGUCUAUUCGCAUUCUGUCCAGAAUUGGGUGUAUAGCACAGCACGGCUUGGAUCUUGAUAUUCUGGAUCUGGGACUUAAUGAUGAAGAAGAAGAAGUUAGAAUUCAAGCUGUCAUCUCUAUGCCAGUGAUUGUCCUAGUCUCUGGUUUUGGAUCUCUGAUGCAUAUGUUCAACAGGCUGGAGGCUCUUAAGAAAGAAACGAGGGAGCAAGUCAAGAAAUUUAUUCCCCUCUGUCUUGGUCAUCUGGCAUGCCUAUACGGAUGUUGUAAUGGUGGGGCUGCACUUCUGGAAACCAACUGCAAAUUAUACUUGAAGAAGGACAAGGAGAAAGAACAGUUAAUUAUGGAUUAUCUGUUGUCAGGAUUUUGGUGUUCAAGGUGCGACAGCACUACUGCAGUUAACAAUGGGUCAUGUUCAACGGUUCUUUGCCCUAGCAUGCAGGAAACAGAUUUUCUUUCAAGUUGUGACUAUACCUAUUUGCAGUCUCUCUUUUUUGAGCUGCUUUAUGAUGAUUCAUCAGAAGUUGUCCAAGUUGCCUGUGUAAGAAUGAUUGGGCGGAUCCUUUGGCAUGGGACUCAAUAUAGUUUGCUUAAGACAAGUUCUCAAUGGAUACAAUGUAUUGAUUUUCUAAUCCUGCACCGAAACAAAAAUUUGAGACAAGCAUUUGGCUCACAGAUUAGUUUCUUCCUCCACGAGCCCAUCUUGGAGUGUUUAUUUUCACUCAAGGAUGCUGCAAACAAAUCUAAAGAACAGAGGUUCAUGGACAAAUUAAAACAUGCUUUAGCAGCAGCUGAAGAUCCUUUGGUUUUUGAAACCCUUCUAGAAACUGCAGCGACAAUUAUGGAAGCUGUUGAUAUUCACAGCCAACUAUUUUUAUUCUCCCUUAUUUUAGUGAUUGGUCAGCUUGACAAUUCUUAUGUUACAGUGAGGUUUAUUGCCUCAAAAUUGAUAAAUAGAUCUUGCUACUAUCAUCAUGCAGGGGGACUUGAAGCACUCCUUUCAAAAGUUCCACAUAUCCGAAAUGAGUUGUAUAAUUAUCUAUGCAUGAGGCUUGUCAAUCAGCCAAAAAUGGUUGAAGAAUUUUCCGCAGCUGUACUUGGUAUUGAAACUGAAGAACUUGUAAAGAGGAUGAUUCCUGUUGUUCUUCCAAAACUUGUGGUCCUCCAAAAUGAUAGUGAUCAAGCACUGGCAACUUUGUAUGAGUUGGCCAAGUGUUUGAACACAGACAUGGUGCAACUCAUUGUUAAUUGGCUGCCGAAAGUUCUUUCCUUUGCUCUUCAUCAAGCUGACGAGCAGGAGUUAAAAUCUGCUUUGCAGUUCUACCACGAACAUACUGGAUCUGACAAUCAAGAAAUAUUUGCCGCUGCUUUACCUGCACUUUUAGAUGAACUUAUAUGCUUUAGCGAUGUAGAUGAUUCGGAGGAAAUAAGUAAGAGGUUAGCCAGGGUACCUCGUAUGAUAGAAGAAGUUGCAAGAAUCCUAACUGGCAGUGAAGAUCUUCCGGGAUUUUUGAGGAACCACGUGGUUGGUUUGCUGAACAGCAUUGAUAGGAAAAUGCUUCACGCAGAGGAUACAUCAUUGCAAAAACAAGCUGUUAGACGGAUAGAGAUGCUGAUUAAAUUGAUGGGUCCCCAUCUUAGCACAUACGUACCAAAAAUUAUGGUUCUUCUCAUGCAUGCUAUCAAUAAGGCAUGGCUUCAGGGUGAGGGUCUUUCCGUAUUGCAUUUGUUCUUAAAGCAAUUAGCUAUUGUAUCACCAUCUAGCACUAAACAUGUGAUUUCUCAAGUUUUUGCUGCUCUUGUCCCUUUCUUGGAGAGAGAGACUGGAAAUUCAUCUCCCCAUAUGAAUAAAAUUGUAGAGAUAUUAGAAGAACUUGUGGUUCAGAACAAGGUUAUAUUAAAGCAGCACAUCCGUGAGUUCCCUACUGUACCAAAUGUUCAUGCCUUGGUAGAAGUGAAUAAAGUGAUUCAAGAGGUCCGUGGAUCGAUGACCCUCAAAGAUCAAUUACAUGAUAUUGUGGAUGGAUUAAAUCAUGAAAAUUUGAAUGUAAGAUACAUGGUAGCAUCUGAGCUAAGCAAGUUGUUGAACCAGAGAACGGAGGAUUUCAUGGCUUUGUUCACUAUGGAAGGGGAUUCUGUUAUGGAUAUAAUUAGUUCAUUGAUAACAUCGCUGCUGAAAGGUUGCGCGGAGGAAUCAAGGACUUUAGUUGGACAACGGCUGAAGCUGAUAUGUGCUGACUGCCUUGGAGCGAUUGGUGCUAUUGAUCCUGCCAAAAUCAAGGGAUUUUCUAGCAUGCGAUUUAAGAUUGCAUGUUCUGAUGAUGAUUUAAUUUUUGAAUUGAUUCAUAAACAUCUAGCCAGGGCUUUUCGAGCCGCACCCGACACCAUCAUUCAAGAUUCAGCUGCACUGGCUAUCCAGGAGCUGCUAAAAAUUGCAGGAUGCGAGGCAUCGCUUGAUGAGAAUGUUCUAGAACAGACUAAAGACAAACAACAUAUUGAGGUGGGCAAAUCAUUUCCCAGGGACGUGGAUGACCGAACUAAAAUGCUUGGUAGGGGACAGAGGUUGUGGGACCGGUUCUCCAAUUAUGUUAAAGAGAUAAUAGCCCCCUGCUUAACCUCAAGAUUCCAACUCCCCAAUGUGUCAGAUUCAGCUGCUUGUGGUCCUAUAUAUCGCCCUUCAAUGUCAUUCAGGAGAUGGAUAUAUUUUUGGAUUAAAAAAUUAACUGCGCAUGCCACAGGCUCUCGUUCUAAAAUUUUUAAUGCUUGUCGAGGUAUAGUUCGUCAUGAUAUGCAAGUAGCAAUGUAUCUGCUACCCUACUUAGUCUUAAAUGCCGUUUGUGAUGGCACCGAGGAGGCGCGCAGUGGCAUAACAGAGGAAAUUUUGUCAGUUCUUGAUGCAGCUGCCUCAGAUUGCAGCACUACUGCUGUUCAUGGUAAUAAUUCUGGGCAAGGAGAGGUGUGCAUUCAAGCUGUAUUCUCUCUUCUUGAUAAUCUAGGCCAAUGGGUGGAUGAUGUUGAGCAGGAACUUGCUGUUUCCCAGCCUCUUCAAUCGUCCAACUCUAAGCAACAGGCUGUGAAGUUGAAGGACCAGAGUAUGACUCCCCAAAAGGAUUCAAACCAACUGCUUAUUCAGUGCAAACAUGUGUCAGAACUCCUAGGUGCAAUUCCUAAGGUUACCCUUGCCAAGGCCUCAUUCAGGUGCCAGGCUUAUGCCAGGUCUUUAUUAUACUUUGAGUCUUAUGUGAGGGAUAAAUCGGGAGCCUUCAACCCUGCUUCUGAGAGGAAUGGUGUAUUUGAAGAUGAAGACAUAUCUUUUCUAAUGGAAGUAUAUAGUGGACUAGAUGAGCCAGAUGGCUUAUCUGGUUUGGCAUCUCUACGUAAAUCAAAAAGCUUACAAGACCAUCUGCUGAUUAAUAAAAAGGCAGGAAACUGGGCUGAAGUUUUGACUUCUUGUGAGCAGGCACUGCAGAUGCAACCAUUUUCUGUCCAGAGGCACUCUGAUGUCCUUAACUGCUUGCUGAACAUGUGUCAUUUGCAGGCAAUGGUCACUCAUGUAGAUGGGUUAAUUUCUAGGAUUCCUCAAUAUAGGAAAACAUGGUGCACCCAAGGGGUUCAGGCUGCCUGGAGGCUUGGUAGGUGGGACUUGAUGAGUGAGUACCUGACUGGGGCUAAUGAAGAAGGUGUACUUUAUAGUAGCUCUGAGAGUAAUGCUUUCUUUGACAAGGAUGUUGCACAGAUUCUUCAGGCAAUGAUGAAAAAGGAUCAAUUUUUAGUUGCAGAGAGAAUUGCAUUGUCUAAACAAGCUCUAAUUGCUCCUCUUGCUGCUGCUGGGAUGGAUUCUUAUGCACGAGCAUACCCAUUUGUUGUCAAGCUUCACUUGCUUCGGGAGCUUGAGGAUUUCAAUUCUCUUCUUAAUGGUGAAUCUUUCUUGGGCAGGAGAUUCCAACUGGGCGAACCAGGAUUUUUACGGGCAUUAGAAAACUGGGAAAUCCGGCUCAAACUUGCAAGUGGUCUUAGUGCUCAAGUUGGGAAUUGCUGGAGACAGUAUGCUAAACUUUGUCGUUCAUCUGGUCACUAUGAAACUGCAAAUCGAGCAAUUUUGGAAGCCGAGGCCGUAGGGGCAUCUAAUGUUCACAUUGAGAAGGCUAAGCUUCUAUGGAGCACCAGGCGGGCUGAUGGUGCCAUUGCAGAGCUGCAACAAUCCCUUCUCAACAUGCCCGUGGAGGUGGUUGGCUCUGUGGCUAUAUCAUCGAUUACCAGCCUCUCUGUGGUUCCUGUGAAUCCUCCACCUUUGCUCUCUGAUACUCAGUCUAUGAAUGAGAAUUUAAAUGUAGCAAAAACCCUCCUCCUGUACUCGAGGUGGAUCCACUAUACUGGGCAGAAGCAGAAAGAAGAUGUGAUAAAUCUAUAUUCUAGGGUGAAGGAAUUGCAGCCCAAGUGGGAGAAAGGAUAUUUCUACAUGGCAAAAUACUGUGACGAAGUUCUAGUUGAUGCUCGAAAACGUCAGGAAGACAGUACUGAACAAUCUGUGAGAGUGAUUCCGUCUAAUUUGGCUCUUGUUGCAUCUACAAGUGUAAAUUCAGAGCGAAGGUGGUGGACUUACCUACCAGAUGUGCUGUUGUUUUAUGCAAAAGGGCUUCACAGGGGCCACAAGAAUCUCUUCCAGGCCCUACCAAGGUUGUUAACAUUGUGGUUUGACUUUGGGAGUUUCUAUUACAGAAGUAACCUACAAUCCAGUAAAGAUAUGAAGAAUGUUCAUGGGAAGGUGCUGAGCAUCAUGAGAGGGUGUCUGAAAGACUUGCCGACCUAUCAAUGGUUGACUGUCUUGCCUCAACUUGUUUCGAGGAUUUGCCACCAAAAUGAAGAAACUGUACGCUUGGUGAAGCACAUCAUUACUUCUGUUCUACGGCAAUAUCCACAGCAAGCCCUCUGGACCAUGGCAGCUGUUACAAAAUCUACAGUUUCUUCAAGAAGAGAUGCUGCCGCAGAGAUUAUACAAGCUGCAAGAAGAGGAUCCAGUCAUGGAGGUUCUAACUCAAUGUUUGUGCAAUUUGCUUCCCUAGUUGAUCAUCUAAUCAGGUUGUGCUUCCAUCCCGGUCAAUCAAAGGCAAGGACGAUCAAUAUCUUAACCGAGUUUAGUGCCCUGAAAAGGAUGAUGCCUGUGGAUAUUAUAAUGCCAACCCAAGAAUCUCUUACUGUUAAUCUACCUUCAUAUGAUGUGAAUCUAACUGAUUCUGGUACAUCUGAUAUCUUUUCAUAUUCAGAUCUGCCAACAAUAACUGGAAUAGCAGAUGAAGCUGAGAUUCUUUCAUCACUUCAACGACCAAAGAAAAUCAUUCUCAUGGGUAGCGAUGGAUCUGAACGUCCAUUUCUUUGCAAACCAAAGGAUGACCUAAGAAAAGAUGCACGAAUGAUGGAAUUCAAUGCAAUGAUAAAUCGUUUACUGUCCAAAUGUGCUGAAAGUCGUCGCCGGAAGCUUUAUAUUCGUACAUUUGCGGUGAUUCCAUUAACAGAAGAUUGUGGUAUGGUUGAGUGGGUGCCGCAUACUCGUGGACUCCGACAGAUUCUGCAGGAUGUCUAUAUUAGCUGUGGAAAAUUUGACAGACAGAAAACAAAUCCGCAAAUUAAGCGUAUAUAUGACCAAUCACAAGGUAAAAUGCCUGAAGAUGAAAUGCUGAAGACCAAAAUUCUGCCGAUGUUCCCUCCAGCUUUCCACAAAUGGUUUCUGAAUACGUUUUCAGAACCAGCAAUGUGGUUUAGGGCUCGCAUUGCAUAUGCGCAUACUACUGCAGUUUGGUCUAUGGUUGGGCACAUUGUUGGCCUUGGGGAUCGGCAUGGUGAAAACAUUCUUUUUGAUUCUACCACGGGAGAUUGUGUCCAUGUUGAUUUUAGUUGCUUGUUUGACAAAGGUCUACAGUUGGAGAAGCCAGAGUUGGUGCCUUUCAGGCUGACACAGAACAUGAUUGAUGGGCUAGGCAUCACUGGAUAUGAGGGAACCUACCUGAGGGUUUGUGAGAUCAUACUUUCAAUUCUAAGGGCGCACAAGGAGACACUCGUGAGCGUCUUGGAGACUUUUAUUCAUGAUCCUCUUGUGGAAUGGACUAAAUCUCACAAGUCUAGUGGAGUAGAAGUACAAAAUCCACAUGCACAGCGAGCCAUCAGUAACAUAGAAGCACGUCUGCAAGGAGUUGUCGUUGGUGUAGGAGCGGCACCAUCUUUGCCUCUUGCUGUAGAAGGACAAGCUCGCCGUCUAAUAGCAGAAGCAGUUUCGCUGAAAAACCUUGGAAAGAUGUAUAUAUGGUGGAUGCCCUGGUUUUAAAGUUGCCUGGAAAUAGUUAUUGAGAAAGCGGAUGCUGGCUUUUGUGUGAAAGGGCAUUUGAAAAGAUAACUUGUUUGCUGAAAUGGCUUUGUUAAGUUCUGUGUGCGCGUAUAAGGAACUGGUGAAUUGCUUUCUGACUUCAUGCUGCCCCAAAACUGUAUGUAAGUUUUAUGUUGACGGAGCAGUGAUUCUGGGUAAAUUGAACAUCAAAUUGAUCAGGAGGUGGAAUAAAUGAACAUAUGUGGUGCAACAUCGCUGAAGGUACAUUGAAUCAUGAAGUAUCCGGAGGAUUCUGGUUGGCGUCCUUGUGAAGUAGCCAAUCCUUGAAAACU
Sesamum indicum (sesame) is the source of this 8549-nucleotide messenger RNA. NCBI's taxonomy places the organism in Eukaryota, Viridiplantae, Streptophyta, Magnoliopsida, Lamiales, Pedaliaceae. The record is from RefSeq and is a predicted model, not a curated record.